This is a messenger RNA of Vigna unguiculata (cowpea), 1056 nucleotides long. RefSeq names its product putative protein phosphatase 2C 74. NCBI's taxonomy places the organism in Eukaryota, Viridiplantae, Streptophyta, Magnoliopsida, Fabales, Fabaceae. Gene Ontology annotation, molecular function: protein serine/threonine phosphatase activity. The record is from RefSeq and is a predicted model, not a curated record. Gene Ontology annotation, biological process: protein dephosphorylation.
AUGGGAACUUGUUGCAGCCAUGUUUCAGUACAUGAUAUGGAAUCUUCAUGCAAGCCUAACCAUAAUGAUGGUGCAUGUGAACAUGAUGGGGACCGUAUCAUGUCAAGAGGGUCCUCUGAGUUUGUAUCAAUGUACAGCAAAAAGGGUUCAAAAGGAGUUAAUCAAGAUGCAUUCACUGUGUGGAAGGACUUCACUAAAACGAAGGACAUGAUCUUUUGUGGGGUGUUUGAUGGUCAUGGCCCUCUGGGGCACAGGUUUUCACAGUCUAUACGUGACAAACUACCCUCAAAACUCUCAGAAUCAAUCAAACAGUCACAACAAAAGGUGAUCAAACACAAUGAUACUAAUGCUACAGAUGGAAGUAGUGAUAGUAAUGUCCAUGUUGAGGAUAACCAAAACAUGUCCUUUGCUUCAUGGGAGGGAAGUUUUAAGACGUGCUUCACUGAAAUGGAUGAAGACCUUGCUACGAACAUAGACCCUACAGGGUUAGCUGGAGGUAGCACUGCUGUAACUGUUAUCAAACAGGGUGACCAAUUAAUUAUUGGCAAUUUGGGGGAUUCACGUGCAGUUCUUUGCAGAAGAGCAGAUGACAACAAUCUUGUUCCUGUUCAACUUACUGUUGACUUGACCCCAGAUAUUCCAAGUGAAGCUUUAAGAAUCAUUAACUGCGGAGGUAAAAUAUUUUCUAUAAAAGAAGAACCAAGAGUAAAUAGACUAUGGAGGCCAAAUGGGGAUCGCCCUGGACUGGCUAUGGCAAGAGCCUUCGGAGAUUUUUGCCUAAAAGAAUAUGGUCUCAUCUCAGUUCCUGAUGUGUCAUACAGAAAACUUACAGAGCAGGAUGAGUUUGUGGUUUUGGCUUCUGAUGGGGUAUGGGAUGUGCUAACAAACAGUGAAGUAAUAGACAUAGUUGCUUCAGCACCAAAAAGGUCCAUGGCGGCUAAAUUGUUAGUGGACCAUGCAGUUAAAGUUUGGAGACGUAAGUAUAAAUCCAUGGUUGAUGAUUGUACUGCUAUAUGCUUGUUCCUGAAGGAUCAAACUGUUCUAACCCAACCCUGA